CCCCAACCGAGCAGACCGAGGCACGAGCUCGGACCCAAUGUCCCUUAUCCAUGGACUUGGAGAACGAGAGACGGAAAAAAGUUAUACGACUACCACUGCGUGCUGCAUCUUGCCGUCCUGCUUCACUCUGCUCUGUCGAAUUGGAUAAUGUGUGACAGGUAACACGACUGCGCUCAUCAUGGCACCCCAAACCGAGCAGAUGGACUUCAUGUCCCAGUUCAUCACCACCCACCGCGUCCCCGAAGAUGCCCGGCGGCACUUUGAGUCUGUUGAAUGGACGAAUAAACACCUGUCCAAUCCUCUCUACCACGCCAUCCCUACAUUUUCGCGCGUUCUCAAGGACUCUGGCGAAGACUACUUCUUUUCUCGCACCGUCAGCUCGCCUUCCACUAUCCCUCACCUCGUCACUCUGCAGUUGAAGGAUUUCCCGAACUAUCCAGAAAGGCCAAAGGGACAAUUGAAAAUGAGAACAAACCACAAUGAGGUCACACAAGUACCCCCGAACCCCGACUGCAUCAUGCUCCUGCGACUUGGUCGCCCCGGGCUUGAUGGUCAUCCUUCAGUUAUUCAUGGCGGCAUGGCCUGCGCCAUCCUUGACGAGAUGAUGGGACUCUGUGUGAUGCUGCACCACCAGCACAUUUCCGGACCUCGAGAUUCGCUUUUCACCGUCAGUUUGAAUGUCACCUACCGUGCGCCCGUACCGACACCGGGAGACGUGCUCGUGAGGUGUUGGCUCGUGGGAAGAGAAGGCCGCAAGUGGCUCUCGCGGGGACAAAUCGUGGACAAGGACGGCAAAGUCAUGACUGAGGCCGAAGGGAUGUGGGUGCUCGCAAAGAGACAGGAAAAGUUAUAACAUCCCGCUCGUUCCCCUCGAGCGGGUCCCCGAUCAGCCUUUUGGAAUCGGUGGCCGCCUGACUCAAUAUGGCGAGAGAAUGUAAUUGAGGACUCUGGAGCACAACUCCCUUUAUCGAUCCGGGCGAGCUAUUACUGACUGCGGUGAGCGGCCUGAGUCUGCCGCUCUCCACUAUCGGCAAUUGUUAUCGCUGGCGAAAUUGGGCAGGUCAGCUAGGGAAAUUAUGGAGCAGCAGUGGGGAUCUACGCCACCAGAUAGAGGCGCACAAGCUUCUGCUUCGGCUCGCAACAAGCAUUUUCUCGCCGGGUUGUUGAUGACAGAAGGAUCGUUGGGGCAAGGCGGUUUGAAUUCCUCAAAGGGCAAGAAUUGGAUGAUACGUAAAGGAUAGAUUCACUCCUGGAAUGUAUGGAAGGGAAACACAUGUAGACGCUAGCCAUAGAUUUCGCUAGACAUACAAUAGAAAGAUUUCAGCUGUUGACCGCC
Molecule: messenger RNA, 1336 nt
Organism: Cladophialophora immunda
Lineage: Eukaryota; Fungi; Ascomycota; Eurotiomycetes; Chaetothyriales; Herpotrichiellaceae
Exons: 1
Coding region: 179-853 (224 amino acids)
Source: RefSeq, a predicted model, not a curated record